AUGAGUGUAACAGGUGAUUUAGGAUUAAGUAAAUCAUCAACUGCAAUAUCAGAUGCAGACGAUGAUGAGAUUUAUGGGAUUAUUCUUUAUGUUACACCGAAGGUUUUUCAAGGGCAAAAUUAUACUAAGGCUUCAGAUGUGUAUGGCUUUGGUAUGAUUAUGUGGAAAUUUAUGACAGGAAGAAGGCCUUUUUGGAAUCGAGUUCAUGAUGUAAAUCUUAUUAUUGACAUUUGUGAUGGUCUUCGCCCUCUGAUCGUUAAAAAUGCACCUGAAGGUUACAUUGAACUAAUGCAAGAUUGUUGGCAUUCUAAUCCAAAAAGAAAACCAACUGCUGCAGAUAUCCAAUCAAUUUUUCAAAGUAUUAAAGGCUCAGAAUAUACAAAAGCUAAUAAUGGAAAAUUGAUUUCAAAUGAUAGUUUAAGUAUAGAUGUCAGCAAGGAAUGCUUUGAAUAA
Molecule: messenger RNA, 453 nt
Organism: Funneliformis geosporum
Lineage: Eukaryota; Fungi; Glomeromycota; Glomeromycetes; Glomerales; Glomeraceae
Source: the annotation of a GenBank genome assembly